This is a messenger RNA of Dothidotthia symphoricarpi CBS 119687, 2529 nucleotides long. Its product is annotated as acetyl-CoA synthetase-like protein. Gene Ontology annotation, biological process: long-chain fatty acid metabolic process. The record is from RefSeq and is a predicted model, not a curated record. Bases 227 to 2344 code for a protein of 705 amino acids. The transcript has 6 exons. Gene Ontology annotation, cellular component: endoplasmic reticulum; membrane. Gene Ontology annotation, molecular function: long-chain fatty acid-CoA ligase activity. NCBI's taxonomy places the organism in Eukaryota, Fungi, Ascomycota, Dothideomycetes, Pleosporales, Dothidotthiaceae.
CUCCUCUCCCCCAGUAUUUCUCUCCAGUUCUUGGAUACAAGCAAGUUGAAGAUAGAUUCUGAUACCAUUGAUUUUAUUAUUUUCCCCGCAGAUUGAAGGAUUGCGCGCUAGACGUUAGAGAUUCGUUUUUCAGCCGCGCCCCAGUUUGUGCUACCGCGUUUAUCUGUCUACAUCACGCAACUCCCUGCGACGCGCUCUAUCGAACACAUAAUAGCCAGCAUCCACCAUGUUCGGCUCAACGGACCCCCAGAUCACACUCGCUCAGGAGAUCAGCGCUCCUCCGGCAAAGGGCCAGCCGUACAGCGUUCCGAUCCUGGGCACACAGUCAGAGGGCAAGAGCGCCAUCUACCGGCACUGGAGAUUUGCGGACAAGCCUUUGUUGGAGCGCUUGGUGCCUGAGAUUGGCACGCCGCACGAAGCCUUUGAGAACUCGGUCGCUAGAUACCCGCGGAACAACUGCCUCGGCCACCGGCCCUACGACCCCGUCGCGAAGAAGUUCGGCGCAUAUGUGUGGGAAGACUACGAGACUGUUGCUCGGCGCCGGAAGAACUUUGGCGCGGGACUUGUGCAUCUGCAUAGGCAGGCUGGCGUCACGGCGACUAAGUAUGGCGUCGGGCUGUGGUGUCAGAACAGGCCCGAGUGGCAGAUCACUGAUCUGGCUUGCAUGUCCCAGAGCCUUUUCACGGUUUCCAUCUACGACACCCUCGGCCCCGAUACUACCGAGUACAUCAUCAACCACUCCGAACUGGCGUGUGUUGUCACAGGAAUGAACCAUGUCACAUCACUGUUGAAGUUAAAACCGCGACUCCCGACUCUGAAGAUUAUCAUCGUCCUGGACCCGCUGUCUGCUGGCGAACUUCCCGGAGAAUCAAAGGGAGAGCUUCUCAACUCAUUGGCAGCGGACUUGGGAAUGACAAUCCACUACAUCCGCGACGUCGAGGCCUUGGGCGAGAAGCUACCGCUUCCUAUGAGCCCACCGUCACCAGACGACAAUGCUACCAUCAACUACACGUCAGGUACCACGGGAAAUCCCAAGGGCGUCGUGCUGAGCCACAGGAACGCACAUUCCGCGACGUGCUCCAGUUUGGUUCUCAUGGGCUCCGACAGUGACCAGAUUAUAUGCUCGUUCCUGCCUCUUGCACACAUCUACCAGCGACUUGGUGAACACAGUGCGCUUGCGGCUGGUUCGGCGAUUGGGUAUUUCCACGGGAAUGUCGUUGAAUUGAUCGACGACUUGAAAAUGCUCAGACCAACUGCUUUCUCAGGUGUUCCCAGGCUGUACAACAGGUUCGGGUCCAAGAUCAAGGAGGCUACCAUUGAGGCGACGGGUGCUAAGGGCGCGCUAUCUCGACAUGUGGUCUCGACGAAGUUGACUGCUGUAAACGACCCGCAGAACGCUUCCAACACGCACAUGCUGUGGGACCGCGUCUGGGCCAAGAAGGUAGCCGCAGGCCUCGGUCUGGAUCGAUGCAAAACCAUGGUCAGCGGCUCCGCGCCCAUCGAUCCCAGUCUGCACCAGUUUCUGCGCAUUGUCUUCGCCAACAACUUCGUCCAGGGCUACGGCUUGACAGAAACCUACGCCAUCGCGCUCUGCCAAGCGAAUGGCGACUUUACAUCUGCAAACUGCGGCGGUGUUACGGCGAAUGCGGAGGUAUGUCUUGGUGAUGUGCCUGACAUGGAAUACCUUUCGACCGAUCUGCCACACCCUCGAGGAGAGCUUCUUAUCCGUUCCGCGACGCUGUUCAAGGAGUACUUCCGCAACCCCGAGGAGACGGCAAAGGCCAUCGAUGCAGAUGGCUGGUUCCACUCAGGUGAUAUCUGCUCCGUCGACGAACUCGGCCGUUUCAAGAUCAUCGACCGUAAGAAGAACGUCCUCAAGCUCGCGCAGGGCGAGUACAUCUCCCCCGAGCGUAUUGAGAACGUGUAUCUAGCAAACUGCGGGUGGAUCGCGUCUGCCUACGUCCAUGGCGACUCGCAUCAGGCGUUCCUGGUCGCCAUCUUCGGUGUGGCGCCGGAUAUGUUCCCCGCAUUUGCUUCCAAGGUGCUGGGUGAGAAGAUGCAGGAUGGUGAUAUCGCAGCGCUGCAGGCUGCGCUCACAAACAAGAAGGUCGAGAAGGCGGUGCUGAAGGAGCUGGACCGUGUGGGCAAGCAGAAUAAGUUCAACAGCUACGAGCGUGUCAAGGCCGUGCGGUUGUUCCUGGAUCCGUUCACCAUUGAAAACGAGCUCUUGACGCCAACGCUCAAGUUGAAGCGUCCGCAGACGGUGAAGAAGUUCAGGCAGCAUCUCGACGACUGCUAUGAUGAGGCUCUUGCAGUGGAGAGCAAGACCAAGGCGAAGUUGUAGAUACAGGUAAUCACGUUUUGUGUUGUUGUGUUCCCGAGGCUGUUGAAUGCCGGUGCCGAGGGUGAUGCCGAGUUGAACUGUUGAAGCAGAGAGAUAAGCAGUGAUGGUUGGGUGUAAAUGUACGGUAUAUUAGCCAAUUGCAGUCGGUGAUUUCUAAAUACUCCGGCCAAUGCGACGAUCGCGUA